AUGCCUGCCAAAGCUAGCAAGAAGGGAGAAAAGAAGGCCGGAAAAGCCAAGGCCACCGCCGCAGCUUCUGAAAAGAAGAAGCGUGCAAAGAAAAGAAAGGAAAGCUAUUCCAUCUACAUCUACAAAGUUUUGAAACAAGUUCACCCCGACACUGGAAUCUCCAGCAAGGCCAUGAGCAUCAUGAACUCUUUCGUUCAAGAUAUCUUCGAACGUAUCGCCAAUGAAGCUUCCCGCUUGGCUCAAUACAACAAGCGUUCUACCGUUACCAGCAGGGAAAUUCAGACCGCUGUUCGUCUUCUCUUGCCCGGUGAAUUGGCUAAGCACGCCGUCAGCGAAGGUACCAAAGCUGUCACCAAAUACACCAGCAGCAAGUAA
Molecule: messenger RNA, 375 nt
Organism: Trichoplax adhaerens
Lineage: Eukaryota; Metazoa; Placozoa; Uniplacotomia; Trichoplacea; Trichoplacidae
Exons: 1
Coding region: 1-375 (124 amino acids)
Cellular component (GO): nucleosome
Molecular function (GO): protein heterodimerization activity; structural constituent of chromatin; DNA binding
Source: RefSeq, a predicted model, not a curated record